AUGCCGACCAAGCGCAUUCUGUCCUGGUCGAAACGCCAGUCUAGUUCAGAGCCAUACUAUCGCACAGGAGGGCUGCUGGCGAUUGAAUCAGUUGAGCCUGAGCCCAAUGACUAUGAAACCAAGACCACUCUGAGAGUCGAAAAGCGGCGGCCAGCGAACCUUGCCAUCCUUCCAUCGGACGACAAGCAAAACGUCUGCAGUCCUGUCACAUCCCAGUAUAACGCAGCCGUUGUUGGUGCUGCGACCAUCCUACAUUCUUCCUCCAACGAUAUGUUGCGCUCGCCAGUACCUAGCACCAGUCCAUGCUCGAGGUCCACAUCUUUACUGCAAAAACCCCUUCCCUGUCGGCCGCGUUCUGCCUCGGUCCCUUCAAUUGCAGAGUUACCUGCCGAGCUACCUGGCUCUCUUUUGUUAGAAAACCAAGGAUUUCCAUCAUCUUCAACUCCCAUAUCUGCACGACCGACAACCCAGAUCCUUAGGAGGGAGAGUCACCCGCCCGAUAAGCACUUGAGUCACGAGAGUGUCUCUUUGGACGCGUUGGACUUGGUUCCGGCGCAAUUGAACCAUACCCGGUCCGUUCCAGAACUAAGCUCGCGAUACAGCAUAAUAAAGACCAUUCCCAGCGGUGAUGAACUUCAGUCCGCCAAAGCCACCCAAGUUGAUCUAUCAACGGAGGCCGACGGCACAUCCUCGAGUAAAGCCAGAAAGCGGAGACGUUCGAGACCGGAUCUGAUUACUUCUCUUUCAUCCACGCACGGAAAAGCCUCGAUGAACAAAGGUGGCAUGCAAAGUCCCAGUCAGAUGUGGCUUGGCCAGGGGAAGAGAGUGGGUGACCGGGAUGCUGGAAACCGCCGAUACCGUCAAAAUGAAGCAUUUUCUGCGUCCAACCCCUCAGUAACACGCAGCAGGCAUAUCGAAGAACUCAAGGCGACCAUUGCUACACAAGGUCAAACAAUCUCGAUCUUCCAAUCCCAGUCUACCAGUUUGAGAUCGUCGUGCGAGUCACGCGUUGCAAGCCUUGUAGAAUCACACUCGGCAGAAGUUGCGUCUUUGAAGAAUUACGUUCGAAUACUCGAAGAGCAGGUUAGCAAGCACGGCCUGCAUCACGCGUCAAGUAACAAUGCCCUGACUGGCCUGGACACCAUAGGAACACCGCACACGCCAACUCGAGAUACCGCACAAGUUAUAGUGGACACCGUAUCUGCCAGUCCGAUCGAACCUGAGAAUAAAGAGCAAUCGCCCCAACGCUUGGAAACCAGCCUUGAGAUGGAGAAUCUAAAGCGGAAGCUAAGCAGCACCCGCAGACCCGAAACGACAACCCGAAAUCUACUUCCCGAGCUCAACCAAUACAAACAGAACAAUGUUGCUCUUCAACAGCAAAUCGAAUCUCUGAUGGCGAAGUUGAACGAAUCAAAGAAAAGCGAAAGGGAACUUCGUAACAUACUUGGGAUGACUGAGAUGAAAUGUGCCGAGUUUGAAGAUAAGGCAACGCAUGCCGACAAGCUUGCAAAAACUACGCAAGCUCUACAGAAUACCAUAGAUCACCUUGAGAACCGUCUUGAGAUUGCGAAUACAAAGCGACUAGACACGGAAGAACAGCUUUCGAAUUUGAGAAGCGAUAAAUCACCUUUCGACUUUUCUCCUCCCAAGUCCCACCUACCAUCAAGCGCACACCAAGCAACAUUUGGUGCUUCUAUGAACACAAACACAGUCUUCCCCGGCACUUCAAUUGUCAGUUCGGAACUCGACUCUCAAGAAAAUUCAGCGUUAGCUGCAUUUGUGGCGCACAUGGAGCGCCUGCAAGAUCAAGUUAGAGAGAAGGAUCUCUACAUUGCGGAAUUGGAGAAAGAGCGACAGCAACUGCGGCAAACACACAUCCGGCUUGAACGGGAUCACAACAAAGUCGCUAUUCAUUCGGGAAUACAGAAUCAAUCACAAGAAGCACGCCGAAUAGAUACUUACAUGGAACAACUUCGAGAUGCAGUCUUGAACCGCGAAUCAUUGAUUGAAGAGAAGGAUAGGGAUCUUCGCGCUGUGGAGAGGCAGUUAGAGCAUCACAAACUCUUGUUGCAAGCAGAAAUAAGGCGACAUGCGGCAAUGAAGCUUCACAUGGCCACGGAGGAUGACUCGUUGCCUGAACUCACAUCGCUUGCCAGACGGGAAGAUAUCGAUAGGUGGAUGGACAGACUCCACGAGCGCCUGAGAAGAGAGCAGUCUAAGAAGAAGGAAAAGACUCUUACUGACACUCCGGACGUGCAGGUGGAAAGUAUGCGAAAUGAAAUCGACUUCUAUAUCCGGGAGAUCAUUCUCUUCAAGCUUGACAUCAAAGGAUAUAAAAGCGAUAUUCGAAAGCUGAAAAAGAUCACUGCGCAAAUGGAAGCUUAUGGCAGGACGGGUGGGUUGGAGUCUGAGGCGUGUUCCCUUAGGCAAACAGCUACAUCUGUGCACUUACAGUUCGCGCCACCAACGCCGGAGCUCUCCAGUACUGCCUCACCUGUCGUGGACAACAACCAUACCAGAACUACUACAGACGAUCUAGAGGAAGGUUCUGUCACUCUCUCGCCAUCAGCUCCCUCACGCAAUCUGGACUAUGUAGCUACCGUCCCAAGGAACUCGCGCGAGCUCGACAUACCGACGACAUUGCAUGGAACAACGCAUGGGGAUGACUGUACAGUAGAAAAUGACCGCAUAGACUGUGGAGUAUCUUCGUACACGGCUGGACCGCGCCCAGCGUGUAACUCCCGUAGUGCGGCAAGCUCACUACAAGCUUGUCAAUGUUCGAUUCAGCUGGACGAUAGAUGCGUCUUCUUCACAAGUAAAGCAGUGACAGAGAAGACGCGCGAGGAGCCCCGUGUGGAUUCAGGCGCAGCGCUUUCAGAUCCUGCUGCACUUUCUGGUGGAUCAGCGAACAAUAGCAAGCUCACGAUGCCCAUCCUUAGAAAUACCAAUUGGAACUACGGUACUCCGAAAGCUCGCUACCGUAAAAACGAGCUACAGCUGCGGCAGCCAAAGGGGUUCCCCAUCAAACUACUGAAGAUCACGCUCGACCGCGCUCGCGAAGAGGCAGAACUUGAGGCAGCGACCAAACGAUAUGCUGACCCUGCUUUCGAGAUCUACGAAGACUGGAAGGAAAACGACGAGCUUGAGGAGGAAGAUGACUACGAUGGCAAAGUAGAACCCGAGAGCGAGGUAGAAGAUAGCAUCGCAGAGGAUACUCUAGACGAUUUCGCCUACGGCAACGCAGACGUCAGCGAUGCUUCCGCUGAGUUUCCAACUUCCAGAGUCAUUCCUGAGAAGCCUACUGCACUUGUUGACAGUCUUGGACGUACCCGCGCAGCUACAAGCCGACGAAAGGCUCAGGAAGUUUCUGACUCUAUUAUAUCGCUAGGAGUCUCACGUCAAGGCAGCGGGAGUACAACAGUUGACAACAAGAAACGCAAGCAUACAAACACGCAGAAGGCCAAACAACCGAGGAAGACACUGCCGAAGAAGCACUCUGCAUUCCGCUUUGGAAAUAUCGCGACACCAGAACCUAACAAUCUUCCUGAGUCAGUCUAUGUUACUGCUGCUACUGUCACGAUGACUUCCGAGACACAGAGAGCUCUUCUACAAGUAUGGGCCAACGAUAUUGGUCAUGUCGUGGAUCUCAACAACUCACCCAAAGCCGAGUUCGCGCGCUUGGGAAAAGCGAAAGGAUGGAUAGGUGGAGGUCCGGAUUGGUGCUGUCAUUGGGAAAAGUGUUUCAGCGAGACAUACUCGUGGGGAGUUCACAACAGACCAACAACAACGGGUCCGACUGUAGAUGCGGAUCUGGCCAGUCAGACUGAUACCCCCAAUCUCACCAAUCACAUGCGAAAGCUCUCUGUCAAUUCGGAUGCGUCAUCUUUCUCAGUCAUUUCUCGCACUUCGAGGGCAAACUCUUUUGGUAGUGUAAGGUCGCUAUGCAGUGAUCGGUCCGGCGACGGCGGAUAUCUUCGAAUUUCCGUUGGCUCAUUGUCUCAAUCAAUCGCGGACUCACAGUGCACCGUUUUAUCUCUCAACACAGUCAAGUCUCUAGAUGAGCUUCCUGGUGGCGUUGAAAUUCUCAACUACGACCAGAGUAUCUCCACGGAUACAGCUACAGACGACGGUGAUGCCAGUUCGAACACUUCAGGUGGGGAAAACCCGGUAUGGAAUGAGUUCACCGACUUCGUGCACCACCCAAAUGCUCCCUUCAAGGAGGAAUUCGAACGUCUGGCUCGCAUCAAAGGUUGGGAUCAACGAACCAAACGUCAGAAUCUGAUCAGGUUGCUUCGCACUGAAGUCGAGUUCUACUGGAGUUCAAACGAUGUCGGUAAAUUAAAGUGUUAUCAGUACUUAUGUCGAGAGAUGGGUAUUGAGCACAUCCCAUGUACUGUUACGCAAGCCAGGAAGACGCUUCGUCCCCUCAAGGUCAACCUCUACAGUGUCAUUGACCACAUGCGCAACCCAAAGACCAGGAUUAUCACAUAUAAGACUAUGCGCGAGCUUCGUCUAAGCGUUCGCAAGAUAGGCACGUUCCCAAGAGAUUGCGCCAAAGCAGGCGGAGGUUAUAUGGCCGCUCUGCUGUCUAAGCUGUAG
Molecule: messenger RNA, 4599 nt
Organism: Alternaria burnsii
Lineage: Eukaryota; Fungi; Ascomycota; Dothideomycetes; Pleosporales; Pleosporaceae
Exons: 12
Coding region: 1-4599 (1532 amino acids)
Source: RefSeq, a predicted model, not a curated record